Alternaria postmessia is the source of this 897-nucleotide messenger RNA. RefSeq lists its product as uncharacterized. Lineage: Eukaryota; Fungi; Ascomycota; Dothideomycetes; Pleosporales; Pleosporaceae. The record is from RefSeq and is a predicted model, not a curated record. The transcript has a single exon. Gene Ontology annotation, molecular function: fatty acid synthase activity; 3-oxoacyl-[acyl-carrier-protein] synthase activity. The annotation marks the transcript as partial. Gene Ontology annotation, biological process: secondary metabolite biosynthetic process; fatty acid biosynthetic process.
AUGGAUGACUUGCCGGCCAUAGAGGCUUGGAGCGGUAUCGGCACAGCACACCAUGGCGUCUCGAACAGGAUCUCAUAUCACUUUGACCUGAGAGGUCCGAGUACAGCCGUGGACGCAGCCUGUGCGAGUUCGCUCGUCGCCCUCCAUCUGGCCCGCCAGGCCAUCAUGUCAGGAGAGAGCACAGUGGCCAUCUGUGGCGGCGUGAACGUCAUCUGUGCUCCUGGCAUCACGCACAUGCUUCAGAAAGCUGGCGCACUGACGACUGAGGGGGUGUGUCGCUCGUUCGAUGCCGCUGCGAGUGGGUACGCCCGUGGCGAAGGGGGUGCUAUCAUCGUCCUCAAGCGGCUCAGUGCUGCGCAGGAGGACAACGACAAUAUCCUGGCGGUCUUGAAGAGCUCUGCUUCCGCCCAAGAUGGAAAGACAAAGGGCAUCAUGGCGCCGAACGGUGCAGCGCAGGCUGAUGUGGCGAGACAGGCCCUCCGUCGCGCUGGUGAUAUCGAUCCGCAUACUGUGAACUACGUCGAGGCCCACGCAACAUCUACGCCGCUCGGAGACCCGACAGAAAUCAAGGCCAUGGCUGAGGUGUAUGGGGCAGGGAGGUCUCGAAAGGACCCCUGCUAUCUUGGCUCUAUCAAGCCCAACGUUGGCCACCUCGAAGCAGCGGCUGGCGCCAUCAGCGUUGUCAAGACCGUGCUCAGCGUGCAAAAAGGAGUCAUUGCGCCCCAGGCGCUCUUGGAAACCCUCAACACCCACAUAGACUGGGAGUCUAGCGGUCUCGAGGUAGCACGUGAAGCGAGAGUGUGGCCUGACGAUAGCGUGCGGCGCGCAGCUGUGUGCUCGUAUGGCUACGGGGGGUCUGUCUGCCACGCCAUUAUCGAGCAGGCGCCGCCAAAGCGG